Molecule: messenger RNA, 759 nt
Organism: Echinococcus granulosus
Lineage: Eukaryota; Metazoa; Platyhelminthes; Cestoda; Cyclophyllidea; Taeniidae
Exons: 5
Coding region: 1-759 (252 amino acids)
Source: RefSeq, a predicted model, not a curated record
AUGGAUGACGUUUUUGAUACGUCAGGAACAGAUAAAGAAGUGGAGAUUAAGGUGGCCAAUCAGGAAUGGCUAAAGCAAAUGCGGAAUGUUGUGAUUAGUGGCGAACGUGAAGCCAUAAGCGAUGGUUUUGAUUCUCGUUCUAGUGCUAUCUUCGAUAGGGGCCUAGAUGUCGGCUUCGAAGCUGUUAAAGAUCUGGCACUUCUUAAAGGGCGUUUGCUUUAUUAUAAGUCGUUGGGAAACACAGAAGAACCCUCGGUGGAUCGGCUCCUGUCCGAUUUAGAGUCAUUGAUAGGUGAGGUUUUUCGGGCAUUCGCUUCAAGUAAAGAGCGCCCUACCGCCAGUGAAGUGGUAUUGCCCACCGAUCUUUCGAGUAAAAUAGCAAGUACCAAAGAGGAGGUAAACAAGCUGUUGAUCGUGCACAAAAAUAUGCUGGACCUUUAUCGGUUACACUUUGCUAGCCCCCCUAGUGAUGGAUACGUUGGCCCUCCUGACAAGAUUGUCUACCUUGAUGGGCAACAUGAUGGAAAGGCCAUGGCUAUUCUCUCCCAGCCCUUCUACAGGGCCACGGAUGUCGAAGAGCUCCAGGUAGCUGACUAUCCAUUCAGAAGGAUAUCAGUUCACUGCAUAGCUCUCCUAUUGUGGACGUCGUUCCCACGCUUUCCGUGGUCAAAAGGUCGCUUCGACUGCGACAAGUCUUCGUGUAAAUUAAAACAAUUGCGCUCAGGGACGUAUAGCGAGUCCCUCUACAAGGUUGACUGA